Triticum aestivum (bread wheat) is the source of this 737-nucleotide messenger RNA. RefSeq names its product pectinesterase inhibitor 8-like. The record is from RefSeq and is a predicted model, not a curated record. Gene Ontology annotation, molecular function: enzyme inhibitor activity. The transcript has a single exon. The coding region runs from base 78 to 605 and encodes 175 amino acids. Lineage: Eukaryota; Viridiplantae; Streptophyta; Magnoliopsida; Poales; Poaceae.
CAAAUGGUAUUGUGCGGCGCAAACAAAAUUACCCAAUCUUAGCAUCACUCCCCAUCCACAUACAACCAGCAAGAUCCAUGAGGCCACCGGCGGCUCUUAUGGUCGCCGCCGCCAUCCUUCUCAUGUUGGCCGGUGUCGACGCGACCGUGGAAACAACCUGCAAGGCGGCGGCCGACGAGGACGCGCAUGUCAACUACGUCUUCUGCGUGUCGGAGUUGAGCAAGCACUACCAGAGCUCCGACGCAGACACAUGGGGCCUGGCCAAGAUAGCGGCUAACAUGGGCGUCAACAACGCCUAUGGCACCAUCCACGACAUCGAGCGCCUACUAGCGAAGCCGGGCAUGGAUGCCAAGACGAAGGUGACCCUUGGGCAAUGCCAGGGGCUGUACGACAACAUGAAGUUCACGUUUGCCGGAGCCUACGACGAGAUCAACGGCCGAAAUUACGCCGCGGGGAAGGAGGAGGCCGCAAAGGCCGUCUCCCUGGCGCACCAGUGCGAUGAUGCCUUUGUUAAGGUCGCCGUCCCGUCGCCUCUCAAGCAACGUAGCCUCUACUCCGUGCAGACAGCGAUAGUCUGCACGGCCAUCACUAACCUUAUCAAGUGAUGAAUAGCAUCAUGGAUCCAAAUCGUGGCAGAGUUUAGAGGUCGGAUCAAACUUGUAGCGAUUACUACUCUGAACCUUUGUAAGGUACAUGCAAGGAAUAAAACAUGUUUUCGUUAGUUGUGGGUUUAAUUA